This is a messenger RNA of Cyprinus carpio (common carp), 6220 nucleotides long. It is a transcript of the gene anapc1, whose product is annotated as anaphase promoting complex subunit 1. Lineage: Eukaryota; Metazoa; Chordata; Actinopteri; Cypriniformes; Cyprinidae. Gene Ontology annotation, molecular function: molecular adaptor activity. The record is from RefSeq and is a predicted model, not a curated record. Gene Ontology annotation, cellular component: anaphase-promoting complex. The transcript is spliced from 47 exons. Gene Ontology annotation, biological process: anaphase-promoting complex-dependent catabolic process; protein K11-linked ubiquitination; metaphase/anaphase transition of mitotic cell cycle. The coding region runs from base 226 to 6000 and encodes 1924 amino acids.
AGACGCGCGGAAGUGCGUCAAGGGAUAACAACACGUCCGCGGUCAUUUGAAACAUUGUAGUGUGCUGGUUCGGGUUUCCCUGUUUACUUUGAUGUGUUUGUUUGUUGACCUCAACGAGCAGGUGAUUGCAGAGGGACAGGCAUCUGUCAAAGGGAAGGAGCGCACUGCAGGACAGGAAGCUCGACUAUUUGUUAUUAGCAGAAAUAAUGCUGAUAUUGGGAACUCAUGUCGCAAGUCUAUGAAGAGAGAGCCACAAUGAUAGCCGCAGGCGAAUUGCAGUCGUUUGUCCCGUUCGGUCGUGAGCACUGCAGAAAUCACCCGAAUGCCGUGAAUCUCCAGCUGCGGCAGCUCCAGCCGGCCUCUGAGCUCUGGUCCUCUGACGGGGCGGCUGGACUCGUGGGAUCCCUUCAGGAGGUCACUCUACACGAGCGCGAGAAGGAGCACUGGCAGCUGAGGAAGGGAACUGCUCCUGAUGAGGUUGAAUUUGAGGAGGAGCUGUAUGUGGCUGGAAACAUGGUCAUAUGGAGUCGUGGCAGUAAGAAUCAAGUCUCGUAUGUGUACAAGGCCUUCACAGUGGACAGCCCAGUUCAGCAGGCUUUAUGGUGUAAUUUCACUGUCCCUCAGUCUAAAAAGGAUGUAAAGGACGUUGUGGAGCAGACAGUGUGUAUCGUCCAGAGCACCUGUGUGAAUGUCCACAGCAUGAGUGGGAAAGACUUCAUAUCUCCACUGCCAUUUCAGGUCUCCACUCUCUGUUCAACAAAGUUUGGCCUGCUUUUGGAGCGUAAAAAUAUUACAGUUGAUGGCCACAUGAGCCCCAUUAGGGAACCACUCCCCACCAUGCUCAACACGCUACAUCAAAUAGAUCCGGUUGUUUGUAAUUCCACUGGUCUCUUUGAGUCCCGUCUCCAGUAUGUUUCAGACAGCGCUCUGAGAGUGGUGUUCACCUGUCACGAGCCCUCCAUUAUCAUGACGUACGACACACAGCAGUGCACACACACCAUCUGGAGCCUGCGCAAAGUCACACCUGAGGAGCAGACCACUGUAUUAAAGUGUCCAGACCAGGCCGGGCCAGUUCACACUCCCAAUGCGGCUCCCAGCCUCCUCAGCACCCACCUGAGAAACGUGACCCGGCUGGACUCGCCCGCCUCACCCCUACACUGCCAUGCCCUACACAACCAGAGCCGAAUCCCCGCCUCUCCGAGCCUACACUCACGCGCUCACUCACCCAGCAUUUCAAACAUGGCUGCUCUCAGGUAUCGGGCUCAUUCACCUGGCGUCGCCGUGCCCUCCUUCUCUGGAGCUCAGCGCUUCAACAUAUCAUGCCACACGCCGUCCCCGCGAGGCCACAGCAUCCUGGCCUCACCCAACAGCACCCUGAAUGAUACAGCACUGCUUCCGGAAAUGGAGCCAAUUCUUCCAGACCUCUGCAUUGAGCAGCUGUGGACAGAAACCAGCGCUAUCUCCAGGGAGAAAGGCUGCCAGGCCUCUAAAGUCUUCAUCACCACCUACCUGAGAAAAAACACCUACCCUUCCUUCCCGAUCCACACCAACAACCAACUCAAACGAACGUGUGUCAAAUUUCUUGAGAGCAAUGAAACUUCUCAACUGAUAUUUGCAUCAGUGACCGUUAUCACCGCAAAAGAUGCUGCCCCUCUCGAGUGCUUCCAGGUCAGCAAAGUAUUUAUCCCUGGCCUUCUGUCUCCUACCUUCAGUGUGCAAAACCACCAGCCGCAGUUAAGCACCCCUCUGGAGAACAUUAGCACCCCCGCCAGGGCCACAGUUCAGCAUAUGAGCCGACUGGAGGAGGUUGGCAUUCCCUCCCAAUUCAUCAAAGAGCGCAGCUCGACACAGCACCACGAGUCGUCCUGGCUGGAAGACCCUCCGUUCCAGCAGGCUGCACCUCACAUCCACACCUUCAGAGACGCUGUCAGCAACAGAGUCACGCUGGAAUUGAGCUCCGGUGCCAUGUUAAGAAUCACUAUUCCUGAGGUGGCCACUUCAGAUCUGGUCAAGCGCUGCCUGCAGGCCAUCAGGUUUAUUUUACCCAAGGACACUGCCAUGAAAGUGCUGGUCAAGUGGUACAACAGUUACAAUGCCCCUGGAGGUCCCAGCAUGCACCUGGAGUGGAACCUGUUUGUUACAUGCCUAAUGACAAUGAUGGGUUACAACACGGAACGACUGACGUGGACACGCAAUCUUCAUUUUGAAGUGCCUCUCUCUCCAGUAAUAGCCCCUAAGAAGGCCCGUCCUGCUGACACGGGUUCAGAUGAGGAUUGGGGAUACCUCAGAUGCUCUGACUACCAUUGGCAGGUUUCCAUGCGCCCUGCGGGGUCCGUUCAGGGCCUGGAGCCGGUGUGGCCCCCCGGCGGCGUGGACAACCACGAGUCAGCUCUGGGUUUGGAGUCGUCCGCCCUCCUUUUUCCUCACAUCCCGGUGCUCUUCUACGUUCUGCAUCUGCUCUAUGAAGACCUGAAGCUGGACGAGCUGCAGCGGAGUGGGGCGAGAGCUCUGGUCGGUCUGCUGCAACAGCUGGCCAAGGACCUGCAACUGGAGGAUUUCAUUGAUCUAUACUGGCGCGAUUACCCCUCAUUCAUCAAAACCUUCAAGGAGGCCUGCGUGAUUGAUCAAGCUCAGAUGGAGCUGAUGACUUGGCCGGUGUUCCUGGACGGGGAGGCCCCGUGUGUGUUCAGCUGGCUCAGUCGCUGUCUGAGAGGGCAAGAUGUGGCGCCUUUUCCUUAUCUGCCUGGCAUCUGUGAGAGAACCAAACUACUGGUGCUGAGUUAUGCCCUCUAUGUGGUUGGAGACGAGGAUGCGAUCUCGACAAACAUGUUGAAGUACCUCUCCAGGCUGUCAGCAGGGCAAAAGAAAAACACGUGUGAUCCUUUUCUUAGAAGGCAGAGCAGCGUGAAGCCCGCACCUUCGUCUGGAUGCCUGGCGGAGAAGCUGGUGGUGUGGUUGACCUCUGCAGGAUUUACAUUGAAGGAUCUGGAGUCGGUUCCGUUUGGUGUGGCUCUGCCAAUCAGAGACGCCAUCUACCAGUGUAGAGAGCAUCCCUGCUCUGAUUGGUCUGAGGAGGUCUGCGCUCUGAUUGGGCGACAGGACCUGACUAAACAAGCUCACAAAGUGACCCUUGCCAAUCGUAAAUCGACUGUGGGUCUGAAUGUUAUGCUUGAGCCGCCAGUGACCAGUGAGGCCGAUGAGGAGGAGGACGGUAUGACAGACCUGCACCCAGAGGUGACGGGGCUGAUCUGGAGUCAGGAUCUGAGGGUGCAGGAGGUCCGCCGUCUGCUCCAGAGCUCCAGACCUGUCCGGGUCAACGUGCCCCACCUGCCUGAAGUCAGUGACCAUGAGUACAUUGAGGAGAAAGAGAACAAGCUGCUGCAGUUGUGCCAGCGCACUAUGGCUCUCCCGGUGGGACGGGGACUCUUUACUCUUUUCUCAUACCAUCCUGUGCCAACCGAACCACUCCCUGUGCCCAAACUCAACCUGACUGGCCGCGCUCCUCCCAGGAACACCGUGGUGGACCUGAACAGUGGUAACAUCGAUGUGCCGCCCAACAUGACCAGCUGGCCCAGCUUUCAUAACGGAGUGGCGGCAGGUCUUAAGAUCGCCCCUGCCUCUCAGGUGGAAUCUGCCUGGAUUGCAUACAACAAACCCAAAAGUGCAGACCUGGCCAAUGAAUACGCCGGCUUCCUCAUGGCCCUGGGCCUCAAUGGCCACCUCACUAAACUAGCAACACUAAAUAUCCAUGACUACCUCACCAAGGGUCACGAGAUGACGAGUAUUGGGCUGCUGUUGGGUGUCUCUGCUGCCAAACUGGGCACCAUGGACAUGUCCAUCACCCGUCUGCUAAGCAUCCACAUUCCCGCGCUGCUGCCUACCACCUCCACUGAGCUGGACAUGCCUCACAGCGUGCAAGUGGCUGCUGUGGUCGGCAUUGGCCUGAUUUACCAGGGCACCGGCCACCGCCACAAUGCAGAAGUGUUGUUGGCAGAGAUCGGACGUCCACCUGGUCCUGAGAUGGAGUACUGUACGGAUAGGGAGUCCUACUCCCUAGCAGCAGGACUGGCACUUGGCAUGGUCUGCCUGGGACACGGCAGUAACCUGAUCGGGAUGACUGACCUGAACGUGCCCGAGCAGCUCUAUCAGUAUAUGGUGGGAGGUCAUCGGCGCAUGCAUGCUGACAUCAACAGAGAGAAACACAAGUCUCCCAGCUAUCAGAUCAAGGAGGGUGACACUAUUAAUGUGGACGUGACCUGUCCUGGUGCAACACUUGCCCUAGCCAUGAUUUACCUGAAAACAAACAAUAGGUCUAUAGCUGAUUGGCUGAAAGCCCCGGACACCAUGUUUCUGCUGGACUUCAUCAAGCCUGAGUUUUUGCUGCUGAGGACGCUGGCCAGAUGUCUUAUCAUGUGGGACGAGAUCUUUCCCAAUGCCGAUUGGGUGACCAGUAAUGUGCCUCAGAUCAUCCAAGAAAACAUCGGAAACCAGGAGCAGACGUCCAUCUCUGAGGAUCUCAACAUGGAGACGUUAGUCCAAGCUCAUGACUAUAUAAUUGCCGGAGGCUGCCUGGCUGUGGGAUUCCGGUUUGCUGGGUCUGCAAAUUCAGACGCUUUUGACUGCUUAUACAAAUUUGCCCGAAACUUCAUGCAGUGUCUGACGACCUCUACGGCUACUGUUACAGGGCAGUAUAACCUGCAGACGUGUUUAAGCAUGGUCCUCCUGGCGGUUUCAAUGGUGAUGGCCGGUUCAGGGAACUUGAAAGUGUUGCAGUUGUGCCGCUUCCUCCACAAACGCACCUUUGGCGAGAUGAACUAUGGCUUUCACAUGGCCCAUCACAUGACUCUAGGCCUGCUCUUUCUGGGUGGAGGGAGGUACACACUCAGCACCUCCAACUCGGCUAUCGCUGCCCUCCUUUGUGCACUUUAUCCUCAUUUUCCUGCACACAGCACAGACAACAGGUAUCACCUCCAGGCGUUGCGCCACCUGGCUGUGCUCGCAGCAGAACCGCGUCUGCUGGUACCUGUAGAUGUGGACACUCUCAAACCCUGCUACGCUCUGUUAGAUGUCACCUACAGGGAGACGCAGUGGUAUGAAGAGACGACCGUGGAGUUGAUGGGUCCCACCAUGCUGCCUGAGCUUCACCUUCUGAAACGGAUUAAGGUAAAAGGUCCAAGAUAUUGGGAGCUGAACAUCGACAUCAGUAAAGGAACCCAACAUCUGCAAUCCAUCCUAUCCAAAGACGGCGUUCUGUACGUGAAGUUGCGCGCCGGACAGCUGCCCUACAAGGACGACCCUCAAGGCUGGAAGAGCUUACUGGCCCCCAACCUCAACAACAGAAGCGCUGAAGUGCGCACUUUUAAGCCCGAGGCCAUCUCAACCUUCACCUCAGAUGCAGCUCUGGUCUCCUUCGCCGAGUACUUCUGCAGAGCCUCGGAAAACAUGAAGCAUAAGCAAGAGACCGUGGCGUUACUGUCAGCAAUUCUGUAUGAAUGUGUGACACAGGAAUACCCAGAAAUGCUGCCAACACACAUCUCUAUUGACCAGGCCGUGCGGACUCUGGAGCGGGGCGAUCUCUGUGAGACGUUCAGUCUGUGGCAGAUGAAGCUGGUGCUGGAGUUGUAUGAGAGCCGAGUCUUGCAGCAGCAGCUCAGAGACACACGGCGUCAGGGCCACGGCCUGCUGCUCAUCUCUGAGUUCCUGCCCGUCAUGAAGAGCUCAGCCGACCGGGCCCUGGAUCGCUGGUUCUGUGAUAACGGUCACGUGCUGCAAGCGUACUUGAGAAGACAGCCGAUGAACAACGACACUGAUGUCAACAUGUUAGCCUGCUUCCUGGUCUACCAUUCCAUCCCCAGCCUCAAGAACAUGGUGGCGUCUGACCUGAAAGGAUGUUCCUGUUUUCCAGAGUUGCUGCUCAAGAGCAGUCAGUUGGGUGUUCCUGUACGUGCUCUGCUGCGUUUGAGUCCUCUGCUCCUUCAGAAACAUGAUUCUGGAGUUUAACCCACCAAUUCCUGUACGUCAGCCAACCUUCUCCUUAACCAGGUACUGCAGAGUCAUGGGUGCCUUGUCCUCGCACAGGAACUGUGGACAUUUUUAUCACACUAUAGUGUCUUUAAAGCGCUGGAGAAACUGAUUUCCUCAUCCCUAUUUUGACAUGUAAAUAAUUUGUAAUUAUAUUUGUACCUGUGAUAAUUCAGUCAAUAAAUAUGACUUGAAGAAA